Molecule: messenger RNA, 5421 nt
Organism: Armigeres subalbatus
Lineage: Eukaryota; Metazoa; Arthropoda; Insecta; Diptera; Culicidae
Gene: pcm
Product: 5'-3' exoribonuclease 1
Exons: 9
Coding region: 225-5213 (1662 amino acids)
Biological process (GO): nuclear-transcribed mRNA catabolic process
Molecular function (GO): nucleic acid binding; 5'-3' exonuclease activity
Source: RefSeq, a predicted model, not a curated record
UCGCAAAAUGGGUCGUGUCGCAUAAAGUGUUGUUUGACAGUUCAUAUUCAUUCGACGAUUAUUCCGUUUUGGUGUUAAACAAAGCUUUUCGUUGUGAAAAAUUGUGAGCAAAAUAAGCACAGCUUGUUUCAGUGAAUAAAACGCUCUACAAUUUAAUCGUUGCAGUGUUGUGGUACCCACGACCUGGGAAAUCGACUGAAUAGAGUUUACCCGCGUUUCCAACCAUGGGAGUUCCGAAAUUCUUCCGCUAUAUCAGCGAGCGCUAUCCAUGCCUGAGCGAGCUGAUUCGCGAAAACCAGGUACCGGAGUUUGAUAAUCUCUACCUUGACAUGAACGGCAUCAUCCACAACUGCUCCCACCCGAACGAUUCUGAUGUGUUCUUUCGGAUUUCAGAGGAAAAAAUCUUCAGUGAUAUAUUUCACUACCUGGAGUUUUUGUUUCGGAUGAUCCGUCCACAGAAGUUAUUUUUUAUCGCAGUCGACGGAGUGGCUCCAAGAGCCAAGAUGAAUCAGCAACGCGGACGCCGGUUCCGAUCAGCUCGCGAAGCGCAAGAGCAAAUGGAGGAAGCGCAAAAGAAGGGAGAAGUUUUGCCAACAGAGGCUAGAUUCGAUAGUAACUGCAUCACACCGGGAACUAGCUUUAUGGUUCGGCUCCAAAAAGCAUUGGAGCAUUUUAUAAAAGUGAAAGUUAGCACAAAUCCACUGUGGAUGCACUGUAAGGUUAUUCUUAGUGGGCACGAGACUCCCGGCGAGGGAGAACAUAAAAUUAUGGAAUACAUUAGACACGCCAAAGCGUCCCCAAAUUUCGAUUCGAACACACGUCAUUGCUUGUAUGGAUUAGAUGCGGAUUUAAUUAUGUUGGGACUUUGUACUCACGAGAGACACUUUUCUCUGCUGAGAGAAGAAGUUAAGUUCGGUAAAAAUGAUAAGAAAUCGAGCAUCGUUGAGGAAACGAGAUUCUACUUGUUGCACUUAACGUUGAUGCGUGAAUAUUUGGAGCUUGAAUUUGCGCCGGUUCGGGAUAAAUUGAAGUUCGACUUCAACAUCUACAAACUGAUAGAUGACUGGGUAUUGAUGGGCUACAUGGUGGGCAACGAUUUCAUACCCCAUCUACCGCAUUUGCAUAUCAAUGAAAAUGCAUUGCCAACUCUGUUCCAAGCCUACAUGGACAUUUUGCCUACCCUCGAUGGGUACAUAAAUGAGGGAGGAAUAUUGAAUAUGCCGCGUUUAGAAGCGCUGAUGAACCGUCUGGCACGAUUCGAUAGAGAUAUUUUCCACAAAAACUACACGGAUUUGCAGUACUUUAAAUAUAAAAGAGCACAUGAUAAUACGGAAGCAUUUGAUGUGCACAUAGAUGACAUUAAGGCCAAAACAGGCAUGGAUUGUGAUCUUUCGGCGCUCAUCAGUGCUUCGGAAGAUAUGUUCCUCGAUGACGAAGAAGACGAAGAAGAAUCACCAGGUGAUAUAGAGAAUGAUCCCAAGUUCUUUGAAAAAGAAUUCAUGGCUUAUAAAAGAAACUACUACAUCACAAAACUAGGCUACGAGGACUAUAAUGAGGAAACACGUGCCGAGCAAACCGAAUGUUACAUCCGUGCCCUCCAGUGGACACUAUUGUACUACUAUCGGGGUGUAUCAUCGUGGGCCUGGUUCUAUCCUCACCACUACGCCCCAUUCAUUAGUGAUCUGACGAACUUCAGUCAUCUGCGGCUCAAUUUUGAAAUGGGCAAACCGUUUCUUCCGUUCCAGCAGCUUCUUAGUGUCCUUCCAACGGCUAGUAAAGAUCAUUUGCCAAGUGCGUAUCACAAACUGAUGACCGAUCCUGACAGUCCUGUGGUAGACUACUAUCCGGAGCAGUUCGAAACCGAUCUCAAUGGCAAACAACAGUCAUGGGAGGCGGUUGUAUUGAUUCCAUUUAUCGACGAAAAGCGUCUACUCAAAGCCAUGGAACCGUGCGAUGCAUUUCUUACGGACGAGGAAAAACAGCGGAACGUACAUGGGCCAAUGCUGCUGUUUCGGUACGACGCCAAUGGAACAGAGCUUUUGCCGGCUAACUAUGGAUUCGACGAUGUCGAACCGUUGAAGGUGAAAGAGACCGCAAUUUAUCGCGAUGAGUUGAAAGUGCCGAGUAGUAAGCUAGUUCUUGGGCCAUCGAAGGGUGCUAUUCUCGAUGGAUACAUCAAAGGCUUCCCGACGAUGAAACACCUUCAUUAUCAUGGAAUCCUCAAGGAAGUGCGAGUGAAGGUGUUCAACUUCCCCAGCCGAAAUCCAAGCAUGGUGGUGGUUAUUGAUCGCCCCCUGGAAGACUCUAAGAAAACAACGGAAGCAUGGGCGCGCGAACUACUUGGCCGUAUUGUCUACGUUAGCUGGCCGCAUCUCACUGAGGCUAAGGUAGUUAAGGUGACCGAUGCGAAGCAGAUAUUUGAGAUGGAUCGCGAGCCUCAGGGAAACAAUGACAAAUUUUUCAGCACCUGUAGCAAAGCUAUCGCCGAACAUCACAACAACCGGUUGGCAAUUGACUUAGGCUGCAUAGAUCAAACGGUGCAUGUGAAAGUAUGCAUAGGAAGCGAAUAUGUACUUAAAGAUGAUCGCUACGUGCUACACAAGCUGUGGAACAUCGGGCAAACGAUUUAUCCCGUCCAAGCGGUCGUCACUAAUUUGCAGGAAGCUUUGAAAACUUUGAAACCUUAUCAAGAAAUUCGAGAAAUGUUCCCUGAAAAUUGUUUGGUGUUUUUGCGUGCCACCCAGUGGUAUGGAAGCAUGGGUAACGUAAUCGAGGUUACCGCGGGUCAGAAACGCAUCAAGACAAGGUUUGAGAUAUACGAAGAACCCAACUUGGAUCAGAUCGCGGCCAUCAAUGAUGAAGCCAAGAGUCACUAUUUGACCUUGCAAGAUGCGGCCUCAAUGAUCGGAAUAUCUGCCAACCUUUUGAGCAGGCUUUCGUCGACUAUUUAUAUGUUGAAAGGAGCGAGACGCUCGGUCAACGUGGAUGAGGGUGGUAAAAUGAACAUCGGGCUGCAGUUGCGAAUGGUUAGUCAAGAUGUGGAAACGGUUGGAUACACCCGAAAGGUUAAUAAAACGUGGUUGUUUUCCGAGAAAGCCGUCGACCUUAUCAAAAGUUAUCACGAAAAGAUGCCCAUUUUAUUUGAGAAGCUGGAACAUUUUGGAAAAAGUGACAUUCUGUUUGAAGACGAAAUUUUCGGCGAACAAAAAGACGAUAGUGUGAGGCUGAAAGAGUUGGUAGCAUGGAUCAAAGGCCAGGAGCAUGCUAAAGCAGAGAAGCGAUCAUGUGGUACAAAAAUGUUAGAGCCGAAUGCCGUUGAAGAAUUAGUUCAGAUAGUUAAUGAACAAAGAACCAAGUCACCUAUCAUUCAAACAAUGUUCAUUCACCCGAAAGAUCUAUACAAACCAGGAAUGAAACAGGCGAAAAAAAUUGACCAACAAGCAAAUUACGAACUUCUUGAUCGUGUAAUUGUUGCCCGCGAUUCUGAAGUCGUUCCACUCGGAUAUCGAGGUACAAUCAUCGGAAUACACCUCGCAAAAGAUCCAAAUCCGGUUCGACAGGAGAGCGUUCUUUCCAAGGGAGACAAAUAUUUCGACAUACUGUUCGAUAAAGAAUUCCCAAAUGGCGUUCAGGUAUUCGGUAUUACUGCCACGGCGAACCGUGUCGUACGACUUGCCGAAGGAGCUGUACUGAAUAUUUCAUUCGGAACGUCUGACUUGGAGUACAAGCAGGUAGAUGCCGACCAACCGAUCAUUCUUCCGGCAGAAGAAUUCGUCAACCGAAAUAAUCAGCUGCAGCAACAUCAGAGAAAACAUGAACUGGUUCGUGUACAUGCACCAAAACCAACUCCGACUGCAGAAUCCAUUAAAAAACGUCUCAACGAACGAAUUGAGAAGAAAAAUCCAAACAAAGCUUUCAUCUUAGCCAAUAGGAAACCGUUGGAGGAAACUGUAGUUAACGAUCUCAAAUCUCAAACAAACUGUGAUUUCGAAAAACUUUGGAGUAAGCUUAGGGAAUCAUCGCAAGUACCGUCCACAUUUGACGAUCGCGACAUUAAAAGCUUUUUGUCGCAAAAUACUAUUGCACAACCAGUUUCACCUUCAUCACACAGAAAUGCUGAGGUUGUUCCAACACAAGAGAAAUCCACCGAAAAUCCGGUGGUAGACCCUUCCGAUAUGUUGCGAAAAAUGCUGAGAAUCGACAGUCAGGAAGAGAACCCGAUAUCGUCUAGUGUGUCGAAUGGCGUGGUGCAGGACAGUCACGAAGCUAGAAAGCUUAACGUUACGCAACCUGAUACUCCUGUGGUACAACCGUUAACCAAUAUUCCUAUGCCAAAGAAUUUGCCAAAACCGCCGCCUUCGUGGAGGUCACCAAAAAAGACAACUAACGACGAAACUAUCACCCAGUCGAAACAAACCACAAAUUCGGUCGGCAAUGCAGGCACAUACGUUCCGGCACCAAAGGAGGCGCCGAAAAAUCAGCACAGAAAUGCAAUUCCAAAUCACUAUACUCACCCAGCACAGCUUCCGUUGCAUGUUCAGCACCACCAGCCACCGCCUUUCAUGCCAUUCCCUUCUUUCAAUAUGCCGCAGAAAAGAGUCUACCCGGCAGGACCACCUUUUCCCGCAUACCCCAACCAACUGCAUCCGAUGCCCAGGUAUCAGCAACCUUCGUUGGUGCCAAUGCAUCAACAGCAGUUGUACAUUGCACAAUAUUCCAACAAUUCAGGAGGCAUCUCCAACAAUCAGCGCCAACGUGGUCCUAAAGGACCUCAAAAUCUGAGCUUUAACAGAAAUACUCCCGCCGGAACAGGAGCAUUCGUGCCCUUACAAGCGAUGCUCAAUUCUAAAAAUCGUAACAAUUUGACAACAGCAGCAACGGCGUCAGUCGGGAAUUCUGGAGGAAAGAAACAGUCCAAUUGUAAUCCAUCAGCAACGGCUUUCGUCAAAAAAAAUGCCGAACAAAGGCAGAUGGUCGAGCAAAAACAGGAAGAGGUGAAACAAAGUUUCGCUUCAUUUUUGGCCGACAAUAAUAAGACGGAUGAGUCUGUGAUCACCGAAAAGACGCUUGUGUCCACGGGUGCACCCAGUGAUGAAUCUGGUGCUAAUCAAUCCGUGAACAACUCAGAAACGAGUGCGGUAAACCUACCCAGUCCUGUUCCACCAAAACAGCGCCAGAUGAAAAUUGCUGCCAGGUUCUCACAAGCCAAUUAAGACUCAUUGUUCAUCCGUGGACCACAUAAUAGCGAGAUAAACGUUUUUAGAAGUAAGACUAAAAUCAAUUGUUUUCAAAAACACCAUAUCAGCGUGGUGAGAGAUAUUUAUGUUGGCUUAACAAUAUCAUGCACAAUGUAAAAGAAAAAAAAUUGUGCCGGUUGAAUACAUUUUAAAAUGUGAAACAACAGUAUGCAGAAAACAUAAA